UUCAAGUUUCUUACUUUUUUUUAUCAUAGCUACGGAACUACUUUGAGACAUAAUCAAAUGUUCCUGGCAUGGACUUCUUUUAUGUUAUCGAAUCAUGUCGUCUACACAAGACUCUGGUGAAAGUAAUGAAAAGGGGCAUGUGGUGUGUCGUAUAUCCUGGAAUGUUGCCACAAAGUAAAAAUAUUAGCUAAUGGCUAAUUUGAAGCGUGAACAAAAUUUUGUUUCACUUUGUAAAUGGUUUCAGAGUUCAUUUCAAGAUUAUACUUUUUGGCUUGGUGGGUAUAAUUUUGUAGUAGUCAAGGCUUGUACAUGGGGAAAGAUGUUUCUCUCGGGGAAAAACAGAGGAUUUCCUAACAAAAGGAAAACUCUGGUAUUUGACUAAGAUGUUUCUGUCAUUAGAUUGGAAAUAGUGUUCAAUAUAGAAGGUAUAUAUGUUAAUAUAAAAUAUUAGGAGAUGUUAUAUUUAACGCUUCAUUUCUGUGAACCAACGAAAAUAUAAGUCAUCUACAAGUUUGGGUUCUCUUCCUUUUGGAACCUAUGUUUACAGUUUACCGACUCUGAGUUUUGAAUGAUUCUUUGGUGCUUCUGCAUGAAUAGGGUUCUCAACAUCCUUGCAAGUUUGUACAACAAAAAAAUGGUUUAUGAAUUUUAAAGAUUCUGGUCAAAGUCCUAUGGUUCUUAUAAGAGCUGUCCUUUGGUUCUUAAAAUUCAAAAGCUGAAAAUCACAUUAUUAUUUUUUUUCUUCCAAUUUUGAUGGAUUGGAAACUCUUACAUUGUUGGCUGUUAUAUACCAAUGGUUGUUCUCUUCACAAAACGUACUAACCAUUUACUUGUGUCUCAAUUUUCUUGGCAUGAAUUUGUGGUAGUGGUGGAGUUGCUAUUACAUGGAGUAGGUUCCUUUAUCGGAUGCUUUGUGUGAAUUCUCUCCUGGUUCCAAUGGACGGAUGACAACUAUGGGUGUAUAUGUGCGCGAUUUGCUGCUUGGGCAGUACUAUUUUGAUACCCUUUUCCCCCGCAUCCCUGUUCCUGUUAUGCGGCAGAUUGUUGCUAAUCUUGAGAAGAUGAAACUCCCCACCAAACUAUCUGGUAUUACUGGAGAGGCUACCCGCCAUGGAUCUGAUGACACAGCUCGUCGCCCACCUUCUGUGAAAGCUGCUCUUUCAGUUUCCUUUGGUCAACGUGCUCCACAUCGCGCUUCAACAAGGGACUCCUCACCUGUUCGUCGUACCUUACCGCCACCACCUUUUGACAAACCCAGUAGUGAUGAUCAAACGACCCGUCGCAGUCAGAGCCGUGAAUAUCCUGACAGAGAAUAUUCAGACAGGGACAGGGGAAGGGACCGGGAUCGCAAUCGGGAUAGGGACAGUGAUCGGGAUCGAGAAAGAUACAAGGAACGAGAGCGGGACCGAGACAGAGCAAGGGAUAGAGUUAGGGAUAAGGAAAGAGAGCGAGAGAGAGAUAGAGAACGAAGUUCUGAUUAUGAUCGGAGGUCCAAAUAUGGAGAGAGAGAAAGCCGAAGGGAUCCAUAUGAGAGUAGCCGCGAUGGCGGUAGGCAUUCCCGUAGGAGUAGGAGUCGGAGUCGGAGUCGCAGUAGAAGCAGGAGUGGAAGUCGGAGUUUGCAAGCGGGCAGCACACUUCAUUCGAGCCCACAGAGAGAUGUAACCAAGGAUAGAACAUCUGCAUCUAGCAACCUGGCAAAACUUAGGGAUCUUUAUGGGGAUGUAAGUGACCAAAAAGGUGAUACCAGUAUGGACAGGAUUCCCAGGGGAGAUGGUGGUGGUGAAGAGGUGAUUAGACUUGGCGGUUCUCGUUGGAAGUAGCACGGGGAGAAUCUUCUCUUGUACCUGUUAUCAGAUGUGUCAUUUGAGUCUUGUGGGCCGGAUACUGUUUUUGAUGAUCAGGAGAAGGCAGAAAAUCUUCCCAUGUGUUGUCUUUCGUUGCAGCAUGCUCAUGUCGCGAUGCUCCAUGUAUACCAGACAUUAUUUGGAACUCCAACUCCAGUCUUACAAUUGAUCCUCAUGCGCUGGUUGUUGGGCAUGAAGUUAACUUUGUAAGAGUAUGUAAUAACUCAAGUUUCACUAUCGUUUCAAGUCUCUGAAAUUUUGUAUGUGUUAAAACAUAGGUGCUGCAGCAGGGUUUAUGCUAUUUCUGUUGGAUCA
Messenger RNA from Pyrus x bretschneideri (Chinese white pear), 2159 nucleotides. Its product is annotated as pre-mRNA splicing factor SR-like 1. Lineage: Eukaryota; Viridiplantae; Streptophyta; Magnoliopsida; Rosales; Rosaceae. The transcript has 3 exons. The record is from RefSeq and is a predicted model, not a curated record. Gene Ontology annotation, cellular component: precatalytic spliceosome. The coding region runs from base 945 to 1820 and encodes 291 amino acids.